This is a messenger RNA of Labrus mixtus (cuckoo wrasse), 6275 nucleotides long. RefSeq names its product zinc finger protein 518A. Bases 314 to 4477 code for a protein of 1387 amino acids. NCBI's taxonomy places the organism in Eukaryota, Metazoa, Chordata, Actinopteri, Labriformes, Labridae. The record is from RefSeq and is a predicted model, not a curated record. Gene Ontology annotation, molecular function: DNA-binding transcription factor activity, RNA polymerase II-specific; RNA polymerase II transcription regulatory region sequence-specific DNA binding. Gene Ontology annotation, cellular component: nucleus. Gene Ontology annotation, biological process: regulation of transcription by RNA polymerase II. The transcript has 3 exons.
CACACACACACACACACACACACACACUCGGGGAUGACGUAGGGCUCGUGCUGCUUAAACACAGGAUGCCCUUCAUGUCGCCUCGUUAAACACUUUUGAUCUCUUCUUCGGUGAGAGUGAUAUAAAGGUAGUUUUAGCGGGAAAUGAAGCUCGCGGCACUAGUUUGUUGUUGUAGGAACAGUGUGUAUUCCUCCGCUGGUGUCGGAGCAGAAGGACCCGGAUGGAGUGUCAUGGCCGCCGUGGCUGUGUUCCUCAGAGAGGAGGAGGAAGGAAGACUCCCGUUAAAGCUGUUUGUGUUUGAGUUGCAGCUUUAAUGUCCGCCACUGACUUACCGGAGGAGCGACUUCACCACACUUCACGACGUCGUGUUUCAGCUCGUCUUCUCCAGACACGGCGAGCACUGAAGUUACCAGAUUUCUGCAGAUCGGUAACGAUGGAAGAGGAACCAGCGUUCCCUCCUGAUUCUGCUAGAGGAAAUGUCUCGGUGCCCGAGGACGAGAAGGACAAGGUGAAGGACUUUGUGUUCAAACACUUCAGAGAGGUGACGGACGAGUCGCUCUUCAGCACUGUAGAGGAAUCGUCUGUGAAAGAUUAUGGGUGUCCCACCAAGAGAGACAGACAGCCUGUGAAUAAGGCCUCCGGUAAAGUCCAGCAGGGGGCGGUGUUCUCUGGAAAGAUCCUGAGUUUUGAGUGCUCGGUGUGUAAAGACGGCUCCACCUACAGCCCCAACGACCUGCUGAAACACUUCCGAGCGGCUCACCAACACGCUCUCCCGACCUACCCAUGUGAUCUGUGUGGUUUCUCUACUAACGAGUUCCCCGCUCUUCAGCGCCAUCGCAUCGAGCACAGGAACACUCUGGUGACGUGUGAGCUGUGUAACGAUGACGUGCAGUACUCUCUGCUGCUGCUCACCAGACACUACAUCAUGUGUCACAGUGUCAACGGGCAGUUCCACUGCGACUGGUGCGACUUCACCACCGUGGACGCAGGGACGUUCGUGCAGCACAUCCACCAUCACAACGAGAGCCCGUGGAAGUGUUCCAAAUGUCGCCACAUCAGCUUAAACGAGGACGAGCACCAGAAGCAUCUGAAAGCUCACUCGGGCACAUUCCCCUUCACGUGUCAGGUGUGUGGAUACGGAGCGGCGAGGAACGAGUACCUUCAGAAACACACGGCGGCAGUUCACAGACUGGAAGCGGAGAGGAGGAGCUUAUGGAAGUCUGCAGAAGAAAGUCUCUUUCCAACAAACGCAUCCACAGCUUUAAAAGUCAUGGUGAAGAAAAGCGAGUCCCAGGAGACUCAGAGGACAUCCAAAGUCAACUCUGCCACUUCAAACCAAAAUGGGCGGCUGAUCAAACCGGAGAAAUCCUUGGAGGGGAGCCUCGUAGAUGGGGCCGUGGCGAUCAGGGACAAUAAACAGUGGAACAAAGGCUCCUCGACCACGGAGCAGGCGCUCAUGUUGCAGGAAUGUGAUACUGCAGCUUCUGAUUCCGCAGCUCACACCAGUCCUAAUGGACUCACUGUUCUGAUGGUGAAGAACAAAAUCUCUCUGCCCCCAAACUGCACAACCAAAGUCAUGGGAUUCAAGAUGGUGGAGGGCAAAAAGCAUUUAGUUCUCAAAGUGAUACCGGCGGCAAAGCAGGACCUGUCCAAUCAGAACGGUUCUCUGGGGGAAGACGUGACCUCUGCGCCAAAUCCUGUGUCAGAUCAAAAUCUGGUUAUUGUUGAGAAUGGGGAAGGGUCUCAUAGCAAGAGCUCCAAAUCCCACUGCUCUGCUGUUUCACCAAGAAGUGGAUCCUUUGUGCAGACAGAUCAAGAUGAAAUUAUGACAGUGAAAGUGAAGAUUGAGGAGGAAGAAACCUCGGUUAGCAGCCUGGACUGUACUCCAAAUAGAGAUGAUGUAGGAGAACAGUCACUCAGUAGAACCUGUGCAGACGCAUCAGAUCCCACGACUGAUGACUCUGACCACAGUCAGCCAAAUCAAACGACCAGCUCAGAGACAAAUAUGUCCCAUAACUCACUCUGUGAAGAGUCCAACGGUUCUGAAGUCUGGAAGACUUUAAGAAUGUGUUCCGGUAAGGUCACUGACCUUUCUACACUGUUAACAGUGUCUAAGAAAAACAUACUUUCCAAACAAGUCACCAAACAGUCUGUAGAAAACUGUGGGGCUGCAGAGGAGUCUACAGACAGACUCCAUGAAAACCUCCACGGGAACUCGUUACACACUGUGGAUUAUGACGCCCAGUGUCCUCGAGGUACUACAGAAUAUAGUAAUAUUCCCCCUAAAGAUAGAACAGAGAUCAAAAAUAAAAACUGCCGGCCAAUUUCUAAAAACUUUUCAACAAAUCCAGCACUUCUGUCAGACUCAGCCCCGCCCUCUUCAGGCGAUCGCAGGGAAAGCACCACAGGCUCAGAAAACUGCACCAAAAACUCUUCUCCAAACCAAGAAGUGUUUUCUUUUCACAAUUAUUCCAAGGAAUCAUUCAGCUCUUCACCUAACACUUACCAAAACUCUGACCAUACGUCCAGACAUUCAGCAGACAGACGUGGUUUUCAUGAACCGUCACGGUUUAGUUUGAGUUUAUCAGAAUCACCAGAACUCUCAGAAAGUGUCAGUGGGGAAGACUCGAGUGUAGAAGUAGACGAGGGGGCGAUGAACAGUGAUCAUGAGGUCAGUGAGUGUAUAGUUGGUGAUCCUCCCUCAGAGGACGAACACCCUGAGUCUGUGCUUAGAGACUUUAAUAUCAUUAAGAUUGAGGAGGACAGUGUUCCUAUAAGCAAACCUCCGGCAGAAACAAAGACUCAGUCCAACUCUUUGGGAACUUUUGUGGAGGAACAUUCUGACGCAAUUAUCACCCAGCAGCUUAACAAAGAAAGAGUGGCAUCGUCAUGUGCAGGCAAGGAUUCCUUAAAGCCAACCAAAACAACUCUACGGAUUCUCCAGUUACCUGAAGGGAAGCAGCCCGUCCUCCUGAGGACUUCUGACAAUCAGGUCAAGACCGGUCCAGGUUUCAAACUGAUAACUAAUUCUUCAAAUCCUCAGAUUAACGUUUCUUACAUGUCCUCGGGGUUAGAAAGAUCGGGUAACAAGUCAGGUUUAACACCUAGUCCCAACAACAGGGUGGUGGCUGUGUCUGUCCCAAAGACAGAAACUCCUGACAAAGGGACAGCACUCCUCUCUGCUGUCCAAUCAGGUGUUAGCAAGUCUUCAAAUCACUACUUUAUCAACAGUCCAGGUUUUAAGGGUCCUGUGCUCCUCUCCAGCACGCCACAGAACACACCUACAGACAAAUGCACAAAAACACAGCCGACCUGCUUCUUGUUACAGAGGUCAGUCCCGUUUGUUCAGUCCCCCAGUACGCCUGUCCUCAGAUUGGCCAACACUCAGCUCCCCCUGAACUCACGGCCGGUCCUCGCCAUGCCUGUAAACUCCACAGACAAACCCGGAGCUCCGCAUGCUGGUCGGCAGGCCUUCCUACUGCGAUACAUUUCUCCUCCCAAAUCAGGCCGGACACUGAACAACCAUGACGCCAAGGCUGGAACUCCAUGCGGCCAAACCAAUGAAAGUUCUGGAAACAAAGUUUUUUUUAAAAUAGUCACUCCCACAGGUAGCCUUCUUACAAGCGGAGCUCCCGCCUCCAGCAGCCAGCCUUUUUUUUUAUCUACCAGACCUCAGACGCAGUGUUUUCUGGUUUCAUCAAACAAAUCAGCUACAAAUGCCUCAAACGCAGUAAAGAAAAUGAUCAGCGUACAAAAUACUGCUCAGAGAGACCUCAAAGAAUCCAUCGUCUGCCCGGGUCAGCUCAAAGCAAAGGUACCACCGAGCGAAGCAGAGAAACCCAUCCUCGCCCCGAGGCCGAUCCGACCUCCCAGCCUGCGGAAAAGGCGCAGGAAAGCAUUGUUUGAUGAGCUUCCAGAAACGGUGCAUAAAUCUAGAAGACUGUCACAUAAAACAGGGACUGAGAAAGAGACUCCUGUGUUGUGGAAACCUGUAGCCAAAGACACAGCGAGGACUCUGAGGCUAUCCCCGUUCAGUGGUCUACAGCUGGUCCGAUGUCCCCGCAGAUACCAGCCUGUAGUGGUGCUCAAUCAUCCCGAUGCUGACAUCCCUGAAGUGGCCAACAUCAUGAGGGUCGUCAACAGACACAAAGGGGCUGUCUCCAAGGUCUCUCUGUCUCAGCAAACAGUCCAAGCUCUCUCUGAACUCGCUGCUCAAGACAAUUGUGGGUCGUCCCACGAUCCAACACCUCAGCCGGUUCGGAGUUCUGUCCGAGAACGUUUCCUCCUGAAGAUGAAGUUAAGGAAAAAGAGCAGGAAAAAGUAUGAGGUGGUGGACACUUUAUCGGGCUGUAGACAGGAGUCUGUGGUGUUCAACUGCUGGUUCUGUGGUCGACUCUUUAACAACCAAGAGGACUGGAUCGGACACGGACAGCGCCACCUCAUGGAGGCCACCAGAGACUGGAACAAACUCUUCUGAACGUUUCCCUUUAACUGUGGAACAAAGGGUUGAAGUUGUAUAUUUUUAAUGAGCUUUCACUUGAUGUUUAUAAUAUUUUAGUUCCUGUAAAUAUAUAUUCUUAAUGAAUCAUAGUUUAUCUUUCAUACUCCGGUAACUUUUGUACAGCAGCGUGUGGCACACACAGGUCCAAUGUGAAACGGUACACUGUAUAGAGGAGACGAGCUACAGGACCAUGUCAGAGUCUAUAACUCAGGUGAUUUCUAUUAAUCUGCUUGAUGAGUGGACCUACUCUUUAUUUGUUCUGCAGGAGGACAGGAAACUUGACGUUUAACUCUAAAGUUUGUAGUUGUAGUCGUCCACCUUGAAGCGUGCAGAUCCAAAUGAUUCCUUUUUAAUACUGUUUUUAAUAAAGGGGGGAAACUUCACACUACUCGACUGUCAGGAUGAGUUUACAGUUUGUCUCUGGUCCUGUAGCGUUCAUGGUUUCUCUGUUAUGUGUUGAAGACUCAGUCUGAACUUUUUCUGUCUCUUUUAUUCUUCUUUGUGUUCCUCAGCAGCUCGCCGUGCAGCUCUUUGUUUCCUCAAUCCUCUGAUGACUUUAAAGAUUUUUUACCAGGUUGAACUACCUGUUGUCUUCUUCAUGACAUCAGAGUUUGGUGCAGGAUGUCACAUUAAAAGGUUUGAUCUAAAAAAUGUGUCAGGAACAACUUUCUCAAGCCUUUCAGUCAGGUGUGUAAUAUCAUGGCUGCAUUCUUUAAAUCAUGAAUCCUUUUUAAUCAUCUGGAUAUUUUAAAGAUUCAAACAGGGCGGAGACUCUUCAUCAACAGCAUCAUUCAUUCAUCUGCUGAUCUUCAUUCAUCAGUUCUUCAUUAAAUCGAUAAAUAUCUCCAAACACGAUGACUUCACUUAGAACUAAAAGAUUUAAAAAUCUUUAGUUUCUAAAGUUUGAAGGAAAUGAAUAAAAAUAUUUAUUUUAAUAAAAGAACAGAUUGUUUUACUCUUGUUUAAAAAUUGACAAAGAUUUAAAUAACAGCAUUAAUAAAACAGAAACCCGUUAUCAUUAAUGGUGAAUUGAUUUCACUUUAUUAUGGAAACGAGACUUUCUGACAUUUCACAAUAAAAGCCCAUUGUAUAAAAAAUGGAAGGUUAAGUUUUAUGGACCGGUAUUGAAUAAAAACAAACAUUAAAGUCAGUCCUGAGUGACUACAAUACCCUUUAAAAGAACUACAUUACCCUUUAACUGAAGUACAUUUCCCUUUAUAAGAAGUAGAUUGCCCUUUGAAGAACUACAAUACCCACUAACUGAACUACAUUUUCUCUGGCUCUUUGAAAUGGAAACCUGUGUGGAGAUUUAAAAAAAAUAAUCCAACGUAAAGAGUUUUUUUUAUGGGAGGGAAUAAUUCAUGAAACAUUUCAAACUUUGUGAUUUCUCUGCUUAAAGAGUUUUUGGGCUGCAAAGAUGAAUUUUUCAUCACUUUUAGAGUUUUAAACAGUUGAGAGCUCUGAACGUCACUUUGAUUUUUUGAAUACAUCACUUUUAGAGUUUCUAACAUUCGUAGAGCUCUGAACGUCACCUUGAGUUUUUGAGUUCAUCACUUUUAGAGUUUCUAACGGUUGUAGAGCUCUGAGCCAUCUGAGGGUGUUCAUUCAUCACCUUUUAUGACAUCACAGUUUCACUGUAAAUGUGCUCAUUGCCAUCUGUCCUGUGUGCUGUACAUACUUUUAUUUUGUUACAUUUGACACAUUUUUUUCAUGCAGACUUUGUGUUUCUUGUCGUCAUGCUUUUAAUGAUUGUAUUAAACAAAGAGCAAACAUU